CUUCACCCUUCCUCUGCGGCGGCUCGUGGUCUCGGCUUCUCACUCAGGCCGAGAGAGACAAGGGGGGCAGGCGGAUGUGUGUCUUCAAUGCUUCAAGGAUGCCCUUUUUACUGAUCGUAUUCGCUCAUCACCCCUAAAAGUCGAGGCAGUACGUACAGAAGACUUAAUUGCCUAAACACCUCAACCCAGGCAACAGAAGGACAAAAACACACAAAAAAUGAAGAACAAAAUGUUUCCAAAAGGCACAAAACGCAAGUUUUCUGACAAUGAAGAUAUUGUUGAGGAGAAUUCAGUUAGUAUUAAAGUCAUGUCUUCUUACAAUCUGCAACGACAAUCGCUAUUGGAUAUGUCAUUGAUUAAGCUCCAGCUUUGCCAUAUGCUUGCAGAGCCUAACCUGUGCAGAUCUGUACUCAUUGCCAAUACAGUGAGACAGAUCCAGGAGGAGAUGACUCUGGAUGGUAGCUGGCCAGUCAUGACAGAAACCCUGAAUACAAACCAGAACCCUUCUGAUCGCCUGAUUGCAACAGAAAUUUUGUGUCGAACAUCAAAGGACGGUGAGGAAGAAAAGACAUUUUCUGUUGUUACUUACGAUAACUUGCAUACUGAAGAGGUAUUAGAGGACUCUUUAUGCAUAACAUCAACUGAAGAAGUCCCAGUUUUUCUACCAAGUACUUUUGGUGCCUGGGAAAGAGAAGAUCUGAAGAAGAAUUCAGAUGAUCCCAAGCCAACAGAUCAAGUGUUUGGAGCUUUUGAACUGAAAAGUCCAGUAGCAACACCUGACCCAUCUAUUGACGAGCUCUUUUCAGACGUUGACACUUCGUAUUAUGACCUUGACACCAUGUUGACCGGAAUACAUGGCACUCCAAAAAUGGGGCCUUAUGACUUGUUAGACAGCUUGUCAUCAUCUCACAGCCCUUCAUCAGUUACUUCAAAUUUGAGUUGCAGGUCUGAUCUGAAUGAAUUAGAUCAUAUCAUGGAGAUCAUCGUUGGCUCUUAAACUGUAUAAUCAUUCCAAGACCUAAAUAGACCUUGAGAGUAUGCCAAAUAGCCUUUAACUAGUGUUCAUUAUUUUUUAUUUCUGUUUUGUUACACAAUCUGAAGGACCUUUUUUCUGAAAGCAAUUCAGAAGUUACCCGUUUACUGUACUUUUUAUUUAUUGACAUUUAGUCCUAAAUGUCUUUACACUACAUGCUUUUGAAUAUACAAAACCAUUCUUAAGACUAAACAUAUUUUCCUACAGAAAUACAAUAUAUAUUUUAAACCCACUGCUGGAAUAUAUUAUAGUACUUUUAGAACUUUUUACCUAAAAAAAAAAAAAACAUAAAUUCAGUAUAAAUCUAUAUGAUGUCUUCCUUUUUGAAUGACUGAGAUAAUGAAUAUGUGCCUGAAAUGGAGAUUUGACCAACAAAUUUUGCAAAUAGUAUACAAAAUUUACUAAAAUGUAAUGUGUAUAUUCAUGCUUAUGCAAAAAAUGCAUGGCUUUAGCCUCAGAAAAAUUAACAAGGAAUAUACUUGAAGGUUUCAUAUAAAAAAUGAUAUCCUACAUGCUCUUGCUUUUGCCGGUUGAAAACAUAUUGUAUGUUUUUUGUUACAAAAAAUGAAGACUUUGGGUGAAACCCAGUUUUAAGUUAUUGAGAGUAUUUAUUUUUGUAUUUAUUACAGUAUGCAUAUGCUGACUUGGGAGUUUAUUUUAAACAAUAUUAAAGUCUGUCGGCUUAUAAAGGUUAUCCAACCUCCUUCCCACUUUUGACGUUUAAAAAUUACCAAGGUAUACGCGUUAACUAAGCAGUAUUUUCUUUUUUUAUUUGCUCUCACUUUUAGCAUAAAACAUAUGGAAUGUUAUGGAAUAACAUGAAAUGGUUAUUAAAAAAAAAACGUACAGAAAAAAAAUACCUUUUGAACAUGCAGGUGUAUGUUUGUAAACUCUUCUUAAUGUUUGGCAUCAUUUAAAUGUUUACUGAAAGUUCACUCAGGCAAUGCAAUCCUGUUUAUAUUUAGCAACCAGUGUUAAUUUGCAUAAAUCUCUCUGUUGGGCAACUGCAGUUUCAAAGCAUUGUGUAGGUCAUUCAAGGAGUGUACAUGAGUGGCAAUAUAGAAUGAUAUGCAUUUUCUAUAUUUUGAAAAAUUGUAAACAUUUUGUAAAUAUUUUUAAUAAAAAGUUUGCUAAUGUACCUUAUGAGUCCUCCGUAAGCUUUCAUAAGAGCAAAAUAAAUUCAAAAUGUCCGCAUAUAAGUGCCACAAUGAUUUAGCCAGAGUGCGCCUUAAAAUUUGGGGGUAGGCAAAGUCAGUGUUGGUGUGCUGGAGUGGCUGCACGUUUUUGUUCCAACCCAAUUCCUUAAUGAGUAGUCAGUUAUUGCUGUUGAAGCACUUAUUGAUUAAGCAACCUUUUCCUGUUUCACUUUAGUGGUCUUGAGUCUUUAGGUUCCCCAUCCUUUAUUUAUUCCUAAACUGCUGGCUUCAUGGUUAAUUGCUCCUUAUUAGUAAUGGGAUGCAAAACAAGAGGGCUGCAGUCCUCCGUCUAAAGCUUCUGGCACAUUACACACCUUCUAGUCGUUUGGUACCCCAGGCUUACCAUCUACAGUCACUGGACUGUGUCAGUUUACAGGAUUGAAAAUUGAUGUCCAUGUCACAUUUAGUUGCAGUACAGAAGUUGUGUAAUGUGGCAUCAGCUGCAAACUGUACACACUGCGUGUCUUAGUGCAAUGCGUCUGCCAUACUCAAUGACUGGAGGUAGUGAGCAAGCUAAGCCGAUGUCGCCUUACACAAAGUAGUGCAUCUGCAGCGGUUUAUUUUAAAGAAUUAAUAACAAGGUUGUCCUGUCAAACAUCAGUACACAAUGUACCAACCGCAAACAUCGACUAGUCUUACAAGAAAGAUGCAGGAUUAAUAAAAAAAUCAAGGAGUGGCAGACUACUGUAGGUAACUUUUUUUAAUGAUUAAGAGCUGAUGAAAAUUUUGCCACAUCUGUAUUAGAGCUAUAACUAGGUUUUAAAGAGGAAAAAAAAAA
Messenger RNA from Polypterus senegalus (gray bichir), 3007 nucleotides. RefSeq names its product cell division cycle associated 4 (gene cdca4). The coding region runs from base 218 to 997 and encodes 259 amino acids. The record is from RefSeq and is a predicted model, not a curated record. Gene Ontology annotation, molecular function: transcription regulator activity. NCBI's taxonomy places the organism in Eukaryota, Metazoa, Chordata, Cladistia, Polypteriformes, Polypteridae. The transcript is spliced from 3 exons. Gene Ontology annotation, cellular component: nucleus.